Molecule: messenger RNA, 2602 nt
Organism: Myripristis murdjan (pinecone soldierfish)
Lineage: Eukaryota; Metazoa; Chordata; Actinopteri; Holocentriformes; Holocentridae
Gene: rnf130
Product: ring finger protein 130
Exons: 9
Coding region: 428-1675 (415 amino acids)
Source: RefSeq, a predicted model, not a curated record
GCAUGCGCAGUGCGGCCCGAGCGGAGAAACAGAGAGACGGGCUCGAGGCUCCGCCGUCCGGCCGCGAGCAAAAACCCGAAGCGACGGAAAUCCGGAUCAGAAAUAAAUGAGAAUAAAACCAGAACCGAGCGGAACCAACUGAGACCGGCUGCAUCCGGAUGUAACGGGAGCGCGUCCGUCCGCGUGCGCACGGCCAACAGGAGACACACAGCGGGACAGAGAGACACAUAAGGAGACACUAGGAGACAUUAGGAGACACUAGGACAGGUAAAGAGACGUGGGGCGGGACAUCCAGCGGCGGGACGGCGGCGGCGGCAUGCUGCUGGAGCGAGUCGUGAACUGAAUCCGGUUUGAAGCGUCUGGAGUUUGGAGGAAGUCGUCGUUUCCUGCCUGACAGCUUGGAUGUAAAGAGGACCUGAGGGAGGACAUGAUGUCCCUGAGGCGGACCCGUCCCCCUGUCCCUCUGGUCUUGGUCCUGGUCCUGGUCCUGACCCGGGCGGCGGCGGCGGCGCGGCCCGACAGGAGCAAAGACGAACACGUGGGCGCCACAGUGAACGCCACCGUGCUGGACGGGCGGGGAAACCCUGUGCACAUGAUGAGCAGCGACGACGGGACGUACGGCCAGAACUCACCCAAGACCGACACCAGGGGCGUCGUGCUCGCACCCGCACCUUACCAUGGAGUGGUGGACCGGCAGGGCUGCGAUCCAAACACCCGCUUCCUUGUCCCCCCGCGGACCGUCCACUGGGUGGCGCUGCUGCAGAGAGGAAACUGCACCUUCAAGGAAAAGAUCCUGAAGGCGGCGGCUUUCAACGCCUCGGCCGUCCUCAUCUACAACAACUCCACCGACAAGACGGUCAAGAUGGGCCACGAAGGAACCGGUGACACGGUGGCGGUGAUGAUCACGGAGGCGUACGGGAAGGAGAUCCUGGCCCACCUGGAGAGGAACCUGACGGUCCUGGUGACCGUGGUCGUCGGCCAGCGCAGUCCCGCCAAGAACAUCAACCGAGGGUCUCUGGUCUUCGUCUCCAUCUCCUUCAUCGUCCUGAUGAUCAUCUCCUCGGCCUGGCUCAUCUUCUACUUCAUCCAGAAGAUCCGCUACACCAACGCUCGCGAUCGCAGCCAGCGUCGUCUUGGCGAUGCGGCGAAGAAAGCCAUCGGGAAACUGACGACGAGGACGGUGAAAAAAGGAGACAAGGAGACAGACCCAGACUUCAACCACUGUGCGGUGUGUAUCGAGGGCUACCAGCUGAACGAUGUGGUUCGCAUUCUGCCCUGCAAACACGUCUUCCAUAAGAUGUGUGUUGAUCCGUGGCUGAACGAGCACUGCACCUGUCCCAUGUGCAAACUGAACAUCCUCAAGGCCCUGGGCAUCAUGCCCAGCCUGCCCUGUGUGGACAGUGUUGUGUUGGACGUGGAGCGUUUAGGUGCGGCUCCGUCGUCCAGCACGCAGCGGACGGUCCUGAGCGACAGCAGCCAGGCCUCCAUCAGCCUGGAGCCGCUCAGCCCCGCCCACUCUGAAGCCCCGCCCAGGACGCCCGCCGAGAUCAACAUCGCCGUCACCAGUGGACAUUUCUUCAACAGGACCUCCAUGUCCCCUCGCAGUGUGGUGUGUGAGAUGGAGCUUCCCGACAUCCAAGCGUCGCUCGACCUCUACGACGACAACAAGUCGUGAGGUUUGUCGUCAUGGUAACACCCCCGUGCGAUGGACGGCUGACCUUAAUGGACGGACCUGGAGGUGUUGAUGGGGAGGAGGGGGGGUGGGGGGGGUGGGGGGGUGACGACAGCCUGGACAGACCUUUGAACAUCCAUUCUUCCAUCAGACUCUGUUCCUCUGAGGAGCCGCUCUCAGUACGUUCCUGUUCUUCUUCCAUGUUCAUUUUCCCAGAAUGCACCUGUGUCGGGGUGCGGCGCCGGCAGUAGGGCUUCACUCUGUUAGUCUGACUCUGCAGCAGCUAGCAACAACCACUGCAGUCCAUACGAAGCUCGAGUGUCAUGUCAGUGUAGCCCCUCUCAGUAUCACCUGUGUAUAUACGACCAGCUAACCGCCAUGAGAUUUAGCUUCCCGUAGCUCCGCUCUGAUUGGCUCACAGACCGGCGGGACACGUCGUGAGCCGCGAGCGGACGGUGAGCGGGGCGGAGCCCGACGCCCGCGGGAGCCCGUCAGAGAUGUGAAUGGUAACCCGAGAAGCUCCGUGUAAACAGUGUUAGUCUCCUGUAGCUCGAUGUUCCUCUGUAGGAGGAGACAUUCUCAUGUGUAUCAGCUUGUGAGCCUCAGCUGUACCUCCUGAGGAACUCCUAUUUACCGUAUCUACCACCUGUAUACACCUUACCGCUCACCUGGCCUCUGCUCCUUUGGUUCUCAAGCUAAUCAGGUGCAGGAACUUCUCCCUUCUGUUCUCAGCCCCUUGUGUUCUGUCUGUGUGUCUGAUGUCCUGUGCCGCGGUGAUGAAGACGAGGAGGAGGAGGAGGAGGAGGAGGAGGAGGAGGAGGAGGGGGGUGAUGAUGGCGUGGCGCCGGGACAGGAGGGUGUUGCUUGUCUGGGUUUUCGUUCACUGUGUUUCAUACAGUACUGCCUCAACAUUAAAGUGUCAUUAUUGCC